GCCAAGAAUGCUCUUGCCCAUGGAGUGCAAUCAGCCCGCCACGACUGUGAUCUGUUGAGGGAGCAGUUUGAAGAGGAGCAGGAGGCUAAGGCUGAGCUACAGCGUGGAAUGUCCAAGGCCAACAGUGAGGUGGCUCAGUGGAGAUCUAAGUAUGAAACUGAUGCUAUCCAGCGUACUGAGGAGCUUGAGGAAGCCAAGAAAAAGCUGGCCCAGCGCCUUCAGGAGGCUGAGGAGCAGAUUGAGGCAGUGAAUUCCAAGUGUGCUUCUCUUGAGAAAACCAAGCAGAGGCUCCAGAGUGAGGUGGAGGACCUCAUGAUUGAUGUGGAGAGAGCCAAUGCUCUGGCUGCCAACCUGGACAAGAAGCAGAGGAACUUCGACAAGGUUGCAACGCUUACUUUGUGUGAACAU
Larimichthys crocea (large yellow croaker) is the source of this 408-nucleotide messenger RNA. RefSeq names its product myosin heavy chain, skeletal muscle-like. The annotation marks the transcript as partial. Gene Ontology annotation, cellular component: myosin complex. NCBI's taxonomy places the organism in Eukaryota, Metazoa, Chordata, Actinopteri, Sciaenidae. The record is from RefSeq and is a predicted model, not a curated record. The transcript has 2 exons.